AUGAAAUAUUAUCAUAAUAUAACGAAUAAUUUUUCUGGUGGAUUAUUUAAAUGUGUUCAAGAAGUAUCUUUAUUUGAUGAAUAUCCUUUUGAACAUGAAUUUUUUCUUCGAAUUUCUCAAUCCUUUCCAUUUAUGAAAAAAUUAACUGUAUCAAAUUUCAAACCACAAAUAUACAAACAACAUGAAAAAUCAAACGAUGAUAAUAAUAAACAUUGUUCAAUUAUCGAAUAUCAUCAUCUUACUGAAUUAGAUCUACUUAAUGUUCAUCUCGAUUAUGUUGAACAAUUUUUAGAUGAAACGAAAUCAUCUUUUACAAAUUCAAUAUAUCUUCUUGUCAAAUCUUCUCCAUUGAGAAAAGCCACACAUAAUUUUACAAGAAAUGAAAUGAAAGCCAAUUGUGCUAAACUCAAUGGUUUGUAUAUUUUCGGUCGAUUAAAAAAUCCUGAAAAUGAUAAAAAAUAUUUUCCAAAUGUAAAUAAAAUAAAAUUUGCAUGGUCUCGUCGAAUAAUUAUAUCAAUUGAAUGUGCUGUUGAAGAUGAAUUAAUUGAAAUUGAUAAUCAAUAUUCAAAAGUGAUGUCAUCUACUUAUUAA
Molecule: messenger RNA, 591 nt
Organism: Rotaria sordida
Lineage: Eukaryota; Metazoa; Rotifera; Eurotatoria; Philodinida; Philodinidae
Source: the annotation of a GenBank genome assembly